Molecule: messenger RNA, 1011 nt
Organism: Fusarium falciforme
Lineage: Eukaryota; Fungi; Ascomycota; Sordariomycetes; Hypocreales; Nectriaceae
Exons: 9
Coding region: 1-1011 (336 amino acids)
Molecular function (GO): methyltransferase activity
Source: RefSeq, a predicted model, not a curated record
AUGGCUGAUCAGCAAGAAACAGAAAAAAGAAUCGAUUUUGACCCCGACAUUGUUGGCGGUGACGAUGGCGACUCUGCCAUAGACUCUCAAAGGUGGGUCGAGUCAACGGCAUCCAUCACCUCCAGUAUUCUCAAGUAUCGCAAAAUCCACGGGAGAACUUACCAAUCUUCAAAGACGACGGAAUACUGGGCUCCCAAUGAUGAGAAGCAUGUGGAAGGAUUUGACGUUGGUCACCACUGGAUCACCAUGCUCUUAGGCGAUAAACUCUACCUCCCACCCAUUGGAGACAAUCCACAGAGGAUCCUAGACGUGGGUACAGGCUCAGGUAUUUGGGCAAUUGACAUGGCAGAUAUCUUCCCCUCGGCACACAUCAUCGGCAUCGACAUCUCGCCUACGCAGCCCAGUUGGAUUCCACCAAACGUGAGCUUUCAGAUCGACGAUGCACAACUCGACUGGACCUUCGAACCCGAGUCAUUUGACUUUAUCCACAUCCGCUCGCUCCACGGCGCCAUCGAUGACUGGCCUAAGCUCUAUGGCCAGCUUUUCAAGUUCCUUAAGCCAGGAGGCUGGUUUCAGCACAUGGAACCGGGGAUCGCACUGCGCUGUGAUAACCCGGCCAUCAAGGUGGACAAGGACCACAUCUUUAAGCAGUGGGAUCAGCUCUUCUACAACGUUGGCGAUCGCCUGGGGCACACAUUUGACAUCACAGACAAGAGAAUGGAGAACUGGGCUCGCGAGGCCGGUUUUUCUAAGAUCACCCCUAAGACAUUUAAACUUCCCUACGGUGGUUGGCCCAAGGACCCAAAGCUCAAGGAACUGGGCCGAUACGUCAACUUCUACAUGGACAUGAGCUUGGGUGGCUUUGCCACUUACCCCAUGAGCCAGAUCCUGGGUUGGAGCCUCGAAGAGAUCACAGUAUUGAUUCCUCAGAUGCGUGCCGCUAUCAAUGAUCAGAAGAACUUCACAAAUGGUGACAUGUAUGUCACUUACGGCCAGAAGCCAUUGCCGUGA